Messenger RNA from Geodia barretti, 2593 nucleotides. The record is from the annotation of a GenBank genome assembly. Lineage: Eukaryota; Metazoa; Porifera; Demospongiae; Tetractinellida; Geodiidae.
UGUGGAUUUCUCUCAGGGCUACAAGACACCUGAUUUUGUCGCAACAAGUGGACUCUAUGCAGCAAUGCCUCGCGACAUCCUGAUGGUUGUUGGGAAUGAGAUUAUUGAGGCACCAAUGGCCUGGCGCUCCCGGUUCUUUGAGUACAGGGCCUACAGGUCUCUUUUAAAGGAAUAUUUUAAGUGUGGAGCGAAGUGGACAACUGCACCUAAACCACUGAUGAAUGAUGAACUCUACAACAGCUCUUUUUCCAUGAAAGAUUCCUCUGGACCAUUCGUUACCACGGAAUAUGAGCCUUGUUUUGAUGCCGCUCACUUCAUGCGAGCUGGAAAAGAUUUGUUUGUUCAAAGAAGCCAUUGGAUGAAACGCCAUCUUGGAGAAAAGUACAAUAUUCACGUUCUCAGUUUUGAUGAUCAGAAUCCAAUGCACAUCGAUGCAACCUUCACCCCGAUAGGACCAGGCCUGGUCAUAGUCAAUCCAAUAAGACCUUGCCACCAACUUAGUAUGUUUCAAAAGGCUGGAUGGAAGAUGGUAGAAGCUCCUGAGCCGGUGAAGCCUGAUGUACGACCAUUGUGGAUGGGUUCCAAGUGGCUCUCAAUGAAUGUCCUCAUGCUGGAUCCAAAGAGAGUUCUGGUUUCAUCCAUAGAGAUCCCCACUCAGAAGAUGUUCGAGAAACUAGGAAUCAAGUGCAUCAAGGUCUCUGCAACCACUUUUAAAUUGAUAUUAGCCAUGCUAACUCACUUGGAGGGGGUUUCCACUGUUACACAACUGAUGUCCGCCGCAGAGGAAAUCUUGAGUCCUACUUCUGACACACUCUCUGCAAACAUUAGUAUUGUUAGGGGCCGCGUGCAUUUGCGCGUCCACGCAGGUGCGCGCGAUCCCAAAGAGAAUUACAACAAAUUAGCGCCCUACGCGCAGUGUACAUACAAUCGUCGACAUAGCUACACCAGAACAGUAAAAUACUUGCCAAAGUUCUCAAUGGGUACUGAGUCACUUCGCCUAUGUCAGUGUCUGCCAUGCGGCGGUUGGGUCAGGAGUAACACUGCAGCACAGACGGUCGACAGGGAACUGAAGCACGUCCUGGAUAAUGGCGUUAAAGAAGAAAGAGACGGUGAAAGUCGGUGGGAGACGUUGAGGAGGGUUCUUGUGGCUGCUCUACUUAGCACAGUUUUGUUUAUCGUAUCAUGUGCGUAUUCCAUUGUCGGAUCCUUCUUUCCAAUUGAGGCAAAGGAGAAGGGCAGCAAUUCACUUACUACUGCUAUAAUUAUUGGAGCCUCUCCACUCUGUUUGGCAAUCCUUACUCCAUUCAUUGGAUACUUUCUUCCAAAGUUAGGCAUAAAGGCAACACUGAUAUCUGGACAAGCGUUGGUGGUGGGAGCAUUUGUUCUGAUGGGGUUUCUGGGCUACAUGCCGUCAGCCACAUGGUUUGUAACGUUUGGCAUACUGAUGAGACUAACAGAGGGAGUAGGCUGGGCUAUGGCAGCCACGACUAGUUACGCUCUCCUACCAUCCCUCUUCCCCAUCUCGUGUUGCCACACUCAAUGGAAUACUAUUCUUUGGAAGUGGACUGGGGUUUACUUUGGGUCCACCAAUUGGAAGUUUACUUGUCGUGCUACCACAGGCAGCCGGUAUGGUGCCCCAUUCUGGGGAUUGUGGGAGGAGUCUCUCUCACUCUGUUCCUCUCACCUGCUUCCUUGUGAAAGAAACAGCUCGCCUACUCAAGUCCUCCUUCCACUUUUGAUAGUCUUCAAGCUCCACAGUCACCUCAGCUUUCUAAUGACCCAAAUCUGUAACAUGGUUUCAUCUGGUACCCUUACAUUUAUGGAUGCAGCUCUUGCAGUCUACUUGCAUGCAGAGGUUGGCCUGAACCUGCUGAGAUAGGUACAUACUUUGCAGUACUGUCGGUAACGUAUGUGCUGGGCUCAGUUCCAGCUGGCUUGCUGUCUGACAAGUUUGGGACAAGAAACAUUAUAAUAACUGGGAUGUUUGUGGACGGAACUUCACUCAUUCUGCUGGGAAUAAGUCCAUUGAUCCCAUUACCUCGCCGUUGGACAAACCUGUUUACUCUGGCACUGAUAGGAUUUGGAGCAGCUGUAGGUCAUGUGCCCGCGUACUCUGACCCUCUUUCAGCAAGCACAGAAAUUUUAUCCUAAAGUAGAAGAAGAAGCAAUCAUCAGUGCUGUGUCUGGCGUCACAGCCUUUUCCCAGGCAUUUGGGGGAUUUAUUGGAGCUAUUCUUGGAGGAUUUAUCACUUAUUUCAUCAGUUUUCCCAAAGCAGUCCUGAUACUCGGUGAAGCGGUGACAGCACAUGCCUUCCUUGUUCUGGGGGUGACUCUCAUAGAUACCACAUGCUUAACAAUUAACAAGCAAUAACCAAUUCCCCACAGUAUAGUUUGGUUUUACACUGCUCUUUCAAUUAUUAAGAGAAUUGGUGUUCCAAAUACGUGGGAUCGACAUACACGAUCACAUUAUAGAGCAAGGGUUUGCAGCCCUUCUGAACUAUACUCAUUUUUUUAUAUCCAACUACCAACAUGCUAUUAUUGUCAAGAUACAUGUGCAUACCAUCAAUCACAAACCAAGUCUAUUUCAUAUUCA